Botrytis cinerea B05.10 is the source of this 2540-nucleotide messenger RNA. RefSeq lists its product as hypothetical. The coding region runs from base 527 to 1711 and encodes 394 amino acids. NCBI's taxonomy places the organism in Eukaryota, Fungi, Ascomycota, Leotiomycetes, Helotiales, Sclerotiniaceae. The transcript is spliced from 2 exons. The record is from RefSeq and is a predicted model, not a curated record.
GAGAAAGAGAAAGAAAAAAGAUUUCCAUUCCAGAGAUAUACGGUUCUUCUGGGCUAUCGGCAACUUUUUCCCCUAAUCGAUAUCGAUAAUUUCUAGAGAUAAGAAUUUCCAGACACAUUUACAUUCGUUUGAAUAGAAACGACCUUUCUUGCAAUUCGAGGACAUACAAAGUAACAUACCACACUACCCACCAUACUACCAUACCACCAUACCAUACAUAUUACAUACAAGUGGUCGUGUCGACGAAAGUGGGGUUUGGAUCUUUGGGAUUGGCCAUUUAUCGUCGAGCUAUCUUGCUUCACACCGCUGCUGCAUGUGAAGGAGUCAUUGAGUUCCUGAAGAUCUUUUUGCUGGUGGAAAAGUAAAAAAAAAAGAGUCUCGAUACGUUGAGAGAUUGUUUUGAUACAUACCAUCUUUUUGCGUCGUACAAUCUUUUGGCUCGAGUUCAUUACUCCGACAAUAUUCAUAUACAUACAUAGCUUCGACUUCAUCUAUCAUACAACCACAACACCCCACAGUCGACAAAAUGCGGAUCUCCAAAGGAAACCCGCAACUCCUCUCACUUCUCCUCCUCACCCUCUCCAAUACCUCCCCGGUAUCCGCAGGUCCCUUCCCUAAAGAUGAUAUUCACGAUCUCGGUUUCUCAUACCUUAUGGACCGCGCUUGCGCUUCCUACUGCGGUGCCGACAAUCAAUAUUGUUGUACUGCCGGCCAAGCCUGCUACACUUCCUCAGGGAACGUAGCUUACUGUUCUGCCUCUACUGCUGGCUCCGGUGGCUGGGCAGUCUACACAACCACCUACACCGAAACCGAUUUGUUAGUCGGAACAAGCACAUACAGUUCAUACUAUGCCACCACCACAUCCGGAGGCGCCGCUGCCAUCUGCGAUACUAGUUCGGGCGAGACUUCCUGCGGAACAAUCUGUUGUGCCAGCGAUCAGAUGUGUGAAUACAGUGGACAAUGUACUGCUAGAACAAGUCUGUGGUCCUACACUGCGACUUCUGGUACCUACUCCGCUCCUGUUCGUCCAACGGGUGCCGCAACAUCUACUGCUACUGUAUCAGCCACAACUACCGAGCCCUUCAUCCCACCUGCUACUGCAAGUGGAAGCACCUUACCCAUCACAAGCGAUAGCUCGAAUAACUUGAGUGGAGGCGCUAUCGCGGGUAUUGUCAUCGGUACGAUUCUCGGAGUCAUUCUAUUGCUACUCUUGUGUUUCUGCUGUAUUGUCAAGGGACUCUGGGAUUCCGUUCUCGCUCUCUUUGCUGGUGGAUCCAGAAGACGCGAAGGCGGUACUCGUACCGAGCGUAUCGAGACCGUAGAGCGUUACCACAGACAUGGAUCUACGGCCGGCGGAGCAGCGAUGGGAGGAGCUGCCGCAGCUCGUAGAGAAAACAAUGGAUGGUUCGGGGGCGCACGAACCGAUAAACCAACGAGAGUUGUAGAGACUAGGAAGAAGCAGAGUAGUGGAAUGGGAGGAAUGGGUGCUGUGGGUGCGGGAUUGGUAGGCUUAGCGGCGGUGUUGGGAUUGAAGAAGAAGGAGGCUGAGAGGAGGGAUGAGAAGAGGAGACCGGGGCCUACGGCGACGGUGACAGAUAUUAGCAGUACCUACUAUACUGAUAGUUACACUGGGACGAGUGCUAGUUCCGCGAGCUCGGAUAGGAGAACGAGAGAUACGAGGAGAGAUAGAGAAAGGAGCGUCAGGAGAUAAACUCUCGUUUCCUAUCUUAUCUUUGACGAUCUAGUCUAUUCUCACUACACUAGAUCAUCUGGAUUUAUUUGGAGAUAAUCUCAUACAGAGUACAUACUCAUGAGAGGUUAUCCAUCCUCUCACACAACAAAAGCAACACACAGCACCAACCGAAAAAAAAAACAUACACGAAUGAAAUAUACGAAUUUAAGAGAUUCAAGAUAUUUUUCCGGCAGGCAUUAGCGAUUUGAUUCAUUUCUCUGGCGUUAUUUGAUUUAUUUUUUGUUUAUACUUUUCCUUUUCCUUGUUUUUGCAUUCCAUUUCACUUCCUGCUUCUUUCCUAUUCUUGCUAUGUCUAAGGAUUGAGGAAGAGGAAGAAGAGGUGAUUAUGCACGAGGAAUGAUGAAUGAAUGGAUGAAUGGGUGGCUGGCUAGCAAGAUUAACUCGCAAACUUCAAAUCAUGCUUGUAUAUGUGUUACGAAAGCAUGAAAGCGUUUAUAUCAAUUUGAGCAUGCGUGCAUAGUAUGAGAUGAGAUGAGGGGAAGGGUAUCGGGGUGCUUUUGUAUUUUUAUGACUUUUGUACGAAGGGAUGAAUGAGGAAAGGGGAAACGAAAUGAAAUGAAAUGGGCGGCAACAGGGGCAGGUUGGGUAUAAUGAAUGUGUGAUGAGCGGAACGGAUAAUGGAUUCGGAGGUUGGGUAUGGGGUGAUUGAAUGAAUGGAUGGAUGUGUAUGUAUGAGGAGGGGAGGGAAAGUUAGACAUACGUACGUACAUACAUACAUGCGUGCAUAUACAUUGAGUAAAUGUAUACAGCGAAUUCUACGAAUGAAAACUCAAAUUAAAAAGGUUAC